UUUUGUUUACAGAUUCACUCAAACAUGGCCACCCUAGCAACCACUCAUUGCUCGGAAGAGGGAGACUCUCUUGUCCAGCAUCCCUGCACAUCAUCCCCGGUCAGCAGUGAUCAUGUGGACGACAGACUGGCCAGACAGAAAGCUGCACAGUUUCUCAGGGAGGCCGAGAAGAACAGGAGGCAGAUAGAAAAGUUGGAGAAAGAGAGGACACUGAGUGUUCAUUGCAGAAAGAAUGGCUGGACAGAUGUGACUGGAGAACUGGAAGAGCAUGAGAAAGGGCUGGAGGAAGAAAGAAAUACAGAAAAGAUGAAUCUUCAAAAGCAGCUCGUGAGGAUUCAUAAUGGUGUACGGAAAUUUCAGAGGCAGCUGAUAGACGUGAAGCCAACUCCUGAGUUGAUUGAAAGACUGAAAGAAAUAAUGUCAGAGGUGGAAAUCUCAAUUAACACCCUAAAGGAGGAUCAGCGGUCAUGCUUUGAGGAACUUCUGAAGGAGGAGAGGGCAUGCAGACAGGAGAUCACUGCUUAUGAGAAGAAGAUUGAAAACUGGAACCUCGCUGUCAAAUCCGACCCAAAACUACCCACAGCUCCCACUGUCAAGACCAAACCUCUGGACAGAGACCUCCCUGCAGAGGUCAGAGCACUGGAGGCUUUCCUGCAAAAGACGGGAGGCCUUUAUGGUGGCUGGGACCAAUAUGACCACCAAACCUUCCUUAAAGUCUGGACAAAGCACAGUGGGCAAUCAUCUUACAGGAAGGAAGCCAAACUGUAUUUGCCUGGUAAAACACUGGAGGAUAUAGAGCAACAUGAGGACUGGCAUCAGGAGCUGAUUUACCUACAAGAUAGAAAGAGAGAGGCUAUUCAGCGAUGGAAAGCCAGCAAGCACCAGGAACGCCAGAUCAGGAUACAGAGUCAGGAGGAUGCGGAGGAGGCAGGAAAGAGGGAGAAGGAGGCCAAGAGCCAGGCCCGCCAACACAGGACUGAGGAGGAGAAGAGGGAGGCGGCCCGGCGAUUAGAGGAGUGGAGGGAGGAGAAGAGAAGAAUGGAGGAACAGGAAAAGGAGCAGAGACUGGCUGAGGAGAUACAAAAGAGGAGAUGGGAAAAGGAAGAGCGUCGCCGCCAGCUGGAAGUGAAGCUGACCAUUGAGGAGCAGCUACGACUGCGGAGAGAGCAGGAGGAGGAGGAAAGGAGGAGAAGGAUAGAGGAGGAAGAGAGGGAGAUGGAGGAAAGGAGAAAGGAGGCAGCAAAGGGCAUCAAACGCUUUAAUGAAAGGGAUCUUCACAAGGUGGAGGCAAAGCUUCAGGAGAAACAGCUGAGGGAAAAAGAGGAAGAUGAAAAACAGAGGAGAAUUGCUGCAAAGUUAAAGGAGAAGGGGGAUGGUCACAUCAGUAGAGACCCCUCCAGGCUUACACGUCCCACUAAGGGAUGGGAGGAGCGAAUGAAACACAUUGGACCUUCAGGAGGAGGGCCACUGCUACAGAUGUUUCACAGAGCUGUUCCCACUUGGAGACAAGGCCUGUGAUGAGCAACAGUGGAAGCCAACUAAACAGUCCUGACAUGAUUAAAAUUAAAAUGUACACAAUGGGAGCUCAACCAGAUUUUAUUUGACUACUGUGUGCUGCUGUCUGAGGUUUUGUACAAUCCAUGGAUUAAAUUAAAGUUUUAUGAAAUUGUUAUUUUGAAUAAUAAAAAACUCAAUCAUUACAUUA
Messenger RNA from Dicentrarchus labrax (European seabass), 1705 nucleotides. Its product is annotated as coiled-coil domain-containing protein 112. The record is from RefSeq and is a predicted model, not a curated record. NCBI's taxonomy places the organism in Eukaryota, Metazoa, Chordata, Actinopteri, Moronidae. The transcript has 14 exons. The coding region runs from base 25 to 1518 and encodes 497 amino acids.